This is a messenger RNA of Sardina pilchardus (European sardine), 1199 nucleotides long. Its product is annotated as serpin I2-like. Bases 144 to 1199 code for a protein of 351 amino acids. Lineage: Eukaryota; Metazoa; Chordata; Actinopteri; Clupeiformes; Clupeidae. Gene Ontology annotation, biological process: negative regulation of endopeptidase activity. Gene Ontology annotation, molecular function: serine-type endopeptidase inhibitor activity. The record is from RefSeq and is a predicted model, not a curated record. The transcript has 6 exons.
CAGCUGCUGCGGUAUCUCUGGCUCCGAGCGCUGCUAUCAGCGCGGCCUUGAGGAGGGGCCACGCCGCUUGGGGGCCGCCCUGCCUGCCUGGACGCGUGCCUCCGCCGGGCACACUCUCCUGCCUCAAGGAGCCCACUGCAGCGAUGCUGGUGUCCAUACUGGUGGUUCUGUUCCUGAGCGGUCAGAGCAACGCUGAGCCCUCAGCCCCGCUCACUGAUGUAAGCACAGCCCUGGCGCUGAAACUCUUCGGGGCAGUCUCUGCCCAGGAUCCUGAUGAGAACGCUGUGCUGUGCCCCCUUGGCGUGAUCCAGAUGCUGGCUCAAGUCCAGCUUGGGGCAGGGGGCAGCACACUCCAGCAGCUUAAGGAGGCAAUGCACCCAGAUGAUGUCCAGAAUGAUGCAUUCCUCCGUCUUCUACAGAAGGAGGCCGACUCCAUUGUGUCCCCACAGCAAGGCAGUGAGGAGCAGCCCUUUCAUAUGGCCAUGGCCAGUGCCCUGUUCCUUCAGCAAGGGUUCCCCCUCCGAGAGGCUUACCUGCAGAGCAGCAGAGCGCACCUGCACACCUCCCUCAAGCAUGUGGACUUCACCCACUCCUCUGGGGCUGCUCAGGACAUUAACACAUGGGUGCAGAGUCAAACCAAUGGUAAGAUCUGGCAGCUGUUCUCCAGCGAUGACUUUGGCCCGCUCAGUCGUCUGGCUUUGGCGAACGCUGUGUACUUUAAGGGCUCCUGGCAGCACCGGUUCCCCCCCGAGAACACGGCCCUGAGGGGCUUCACCAAGAGGGAUGGCUCCGUCACCAACGUCCCCAUGAUGUACCACAAGCUCCAGGCCAACAUCGGCUACUUCUCCCAUGGGGAGAGCGAGGUCCAGCUGCUGGAGCUGGCGUAUGGUCAGGGGGAGGCCAGCUUCAUGGUGCUGCUGCCCGACUCCGUGGAGGGGCUCCCUGUGCUGGAGAGAGACCUCACGCAGGAGCUGCUCAACACCUGGAUGGACCAGACGCAACAGGAGGAGGUGGAGGUUUACUUACCCAGGUUCAAGGUGAGCCAGAGAGUGGACCUGGAGAAGGCUCUCCGGUCCUUGAACAUCACCGAGCUGUUUGAGCCAGGCUGUGACCUCUCCGAAAUGUCCGGUGAGUCCUUACACCUCACAGGUGUGACCCUUGGGGGGGUGGGGGGGGGAUCAGGUGUGCUAUCAGAGUAG